UGCACACUGGUAACCGUCCCUAAGAUCACCCUCAGGACAUGGAGGCCUGUCCAGGAACUGUUAAGUGGGCUCAUGAAGGCGUAGGCUAUAAAUGUGUCCUCAGAUGAUCACUGACCAGUCACAGUUUAGACUCUUCGCACAUAGUGGAUUUCAUCUUUGUGGAAUAGAUACAUUGAAGGAUUCGUGCAUACCAGAUUAUGAAUGAUGGCUGGGGCUGUCCACCCAAUUCUCUCAGUUUGUCCCUCACGGGCACUCUUUACCGAGAAGUUCCGGGUGCUGGUGGAGAAUCUGCCUCCUGGUCUCUCAGUCACUUUGCACUCUCUUCACUGCUCUGAGGUGAAGGAUUAUUGGGAGGCAUACGGACACUAUGUCGCUGACAAUAAAGGGACUGUCGAUGUUUCACUAGAGGCUAGUCUGGGGGGAACCUACACAGGAAAGGAGCCGAUGGGUUUACUGUGGAGUAUGAUCCCUGUGCCAGGAUCUAAAGAGCAUGCAGUUUUGUUCAAGGUUGACGUGGAGAUACCACAGGAGGUGCUCAUCUCGGUGUUUCAGGGCCACCUCUCUGAAGGCUUCAGGCAGAAGCCUCCCCUGGCCUCAGUGGUGGCCGAGAGGUGGUCCAUGGCACCGGGGCUGAAGAGGAUCAGAGUGCAAGAGAAGGAGAUUGAGGGCAUCCUCUUCAUCCCUCCGGGUCCUGGACCCUUUCCGGGAGUGCUUGAUUUAUGGGGCUAUGAAGUGGAGCUGACGGAGUGCCGUCCCGCAAUGCUUGCGUCUCAAGGUUUUGUAGCCUUUGUGGCCAAAUACGUCAUUCCUGGAAGAGAAUUGAAGAUGGACUAUUUUCUGAGGGCGUUUGAGUUUCUUCAGGAGCAUCCGCUGGUGAUCAGCAACAGAGUUGGACUCAUUGGCCUAUCUCAGGGUGCAAUCGUGGUUCUCAAUAUGGCAUGCCGCACCGAAGCUAUCAGUCCUCGCUGCUGUGUCUCUAUCAAUGGCAGCCACUUAUUGAUGGAAGAGUCGGCCGUUACAUUUUGGAAGAAACUCUUUAAAAUGAAGGAACACACCAUUGUGCGAAAUGAGCAGAACCAUGUAACAAUGCGCGGUUUGACACUACCUCUCCCAAAUGAAGCAACUAUAAAUAUGGAAAAUAUAAAUUGUCCAUUGUUGCUGGUUGUUGGGGAAGGCGAUCUUAAUUUCCCAUCUGCAGAAUGUGCUGAGUUGAUGGCAAAGAGGAUGCACACAGCGGGCAAAGAGCACCUGUUGACCAUACUGAGUUAUCCAGGUGCCGGACACAUCAUCCAUUUGCCCAAUAGCAACCUUGUCCAGGUCUCCCGUUACUGCUUACCAUGCUUCGACCAGCGCGAAACGAUGCUGUGGGGAGGACACCCAAAACCUCAUGCAUUUGCUGAGGAAGACAGUUGGGACAAGAUCUUGGCCUUCCUCAAGCAACAUCUGUACCCUGAUCCUCAAAGUGACCCCGAUGCAGCGCCGUGAAUGUACAGACAGCCGCCAUGGCUUUUGGUGGCAGUGCGUCUGAUCGAGACUAUCAGGUUUUGCUGUGAAUGUGUGAUAUUUCUUCUCCUAAGGUGUCCCAUAUCUCAGGGAUGGGAUGUGCAAAGUGUUCUUGUACAGGGUUAAACUAUUUUAAAAGUCCCCAGGGAGACAAUCGAUCGGACAAUAAAUCCAACCAAUGAUUAGAUCUAUGGUGUAAUAUUUAGCUCCACCCCUUUCACAAUCACAAACACAAAUGCUGCAGGGUACUUCACAAACUUCAAAUUAUUCGAUUAUCAUAUCUAGACCAGUCUGUAGCCAAUUAUAAUCUGUAGUUUGGUAUUUUUUUAUAUAUAUGCUAUUGUGUGUUAUUAUAUAUAUUUAUUCUGUUAUGUCUGGGUAAUUAUAUGCAUUAUAUUAUGUGUGGGAAUUUAAAUGGUCAAUUUAUUUGUGAGGUGAUGUCCCAUAGGUGCAUUCUUUAUAUGUAUUAUAUAUUCUAGUUGAUGGUUUUCUCUGUCCCCUGUCUCAGGUGUGGGGCACCACGGGGGAGUUGUCUAUAAGGGUUGGGGUUUAUUCUGUUUGGGGUGGACAGGGGAGUUAUGUUGAACGCCAUCGGGCGCGGAGCCGACUACUGUGACCUCUGACGUGUUUCUGUAUUAUGAUAUUGUUCUCUUCUUCCUUAAUAAAUGUUCAUCGUGGACUGCG
Messenger RNA from Gadus macrocephalus (Pacific cod), 2187 nucleotides. Its product is annotated as bile acid-CoA:amino acid N-acyltransferase-like. Gene Ontology annotation, molecular function: fatty acyl-CoA hydrolase activity. The coding region runs from base 202 to 1485 and encodes 427 amino acids. Gene Ontology annotation, biological process: fatty acid metabolic process; acyl-CoA metabolic process. NCBI's taxonomy places the organism in Eukaryota, Metazoa, Chordata, Actinopteri, Gadiformes, Gadidae. The transcript is spliced from 11 exons. The record is from RefSeq and is a predicted model, not a curated record.